Molecule: messenger RNA, 2564 nt
Organism: Polistes canadensis
Lineage: Eukaryota; Metazoa; Arthropoda; Insecta; Hymenoptera; Vespidae
Gene: Paip1
Product: polyadenylate-binding protein-interacting protein 1
Exons: 10
Coding region: 444-1943 (499 amino acids)
Biological process (GO): regulation of translational initiation
Molecular function (GO): translation activator activity
Source: RefSeq, a predicted model, not a curated record
GUUUUAAUGUUAAGAUUCAACACGCGUGUACAAUUAUAAGUUAUAUUUUAAAUAUAAUAAAAUUUUUAAUGCAAAAUAAAAAAAAAAGAUAUGUCAGGUCCCACCGAGAUUUGAACUCGGAUCGCUGGAUUCAAAGUCCAGAGUGCUAACCAUUACACCAUGGGACCGCUUAUUACAAGUUACAAAUGCUUCAAUAAGUUAUGGCAGAAUAAGAAAAGAAUAAGUUGCAACGUAUUUCUCGCUCGUGCUGUUUGACUAACAAUAAACUAUAUCUAUUUUUUUUUGAGGUAAAUUAAUAAAAGAUAAAGCGAUCGGAACGAAGAAAUGAAUUAUACGCCUUGAAGUUUGGUAUACUACUUGACGAAUACUAAGAUAAAUUAAAGCUUCAAUAAGGUUAGAUCCAUUAACCUUAAAGUAGAAAAAAAGAAAUUAAAGAGAACAAAAUGAAUCGUUUUGGUGAAGAUGAAAGUGGUAAUUCAUAUAUGGACAGACGUUCUAAUGGUCGAGGACGAGGUCGUGGUUCUUGGGCGCCAAUCCCAAAAAGUACUCAAGAACGACAAACAUUAAGAAGACCUCAUUUUACCGGUAAUACUCAUCCAGCUGUCGGUGGUUCUACUUUGACAACCUACCCUGAACAAAACAGAUCACAAGAAUUUAUGAACAGAAUUGUUGAAAAUUCUACUUUAUCUGUGCAUGCUGCUGAAUUUGUUCCUAAAUGCCAGAGUUACGUUGUACCUAUGCAACAACAGUCGUCAAUGAUGUGGCCCAAACAUUCUGUCCAAAAUAGAAUUCAAUUAGCAAGAGAAUUACCGCAUCAAAUGCAGCAUCAAUUACCGGGUCAAACACAUUUACAACAAAGACAAAUGAUAGACAGACAACAUUAUGAUCACUAUUCUGAAUCCUCAUAUUCAUCUCGACAACGACAACUGGAAGAUCCAGAAAUAAGAAGAGUUCAGGAGUUACGGUUAGAUAAUCAGGAACUAAAUUUGGCUAAUACAAUGCAACAGCUAGGUAGUGUAAUGCAUUAUUUAACUAUGAAUCCUGGAAGUUUUGCAUCUUUAGUACCACCACUUCUCAAUAAUAUCAAGCUUUAUUGCGAAUCUCCUACUCAACUUCAAGAAAUUAUGGAUGUUGUAAUAGUACAAAGUAUAACUGAAGGAAAUUUCCGAUAUAGCGGUGCUCGAAUCUUUAUGUGUCUCGAUACAGCUAUGACAAGGGAGCAACAAAAACCUUUCAGAGAAAUUCUACAUUUACUAUGUAAGGAAAAAACACAGAAAUAUGCUGCUACUUGGCAAAAAAAUGACAAACAUACAGAAGAAGAACAGAUCAAAUGCCACGGGUUUAUAUUAUUCCUAGCAGAAUUAGUCGUCCAAAUGGGCGAUGUACUUGCUUUUGAAUUAGGAGAAAUAUUAAUACAACUUAUUUCAAUUGUUCUGAAAAAUCCAGGAUCAAAUUCUGCUAAACAUAUAUGUCAAGCACUAAAGUUGGCAGGCCAUACCUUAGAAAGAGAUAAAAGAGGCCGCCGAAAAGAAAUGGAAAAUAUGAUGCGUACUUUAACACAAUUAGUUACGGAAGGAAGGGCAGAUACAAGUGUGAGUCGUAUGAUCGAUAGUGUGCAUCAAUUGCGUAAUGGAAAUUGGGGCCGAGAAAGCCAUAAUGCAUCCAGUCAAAAUUCAAUAUCAGAACCUAUACAUCCACCUAAAAUACAGCAUGAAUAUAAUGAACUUGUUUUGUAUGGUCCUGAUGGUAAAGUACUUUCUGCUGAAGAAAGUCAAUUCUUACAGGAUGCAGCAACAGAUGCUUCUGACUCUGAAAAACAGGAAGAGCUAGAUCACGAGUUAGAAGAAUUAUUGGAUGAUGAAGAAGACGAAUCAUUUGAAACUGCCUAUGAAGAAUUCUUAAAACUUUUACCCAAAAAUAUUGAAAAUAAAAUACAUCAGUGAAUGUUAGUAUAAGAAAGAAAGAAAACAUUUAUAGUAUCCAAGAACACUAUUAAUGAUUGUUCUAUAAAAAUAUUAGUAUACAAAUAUUUUUAAUCCUUUGGAUAAGGUUAUACUUGACGUAUCGAAAAUAAUUUAUGUUAUAUUUAUAUAUUAAUUCUGAAAGAUAAAAACCUACUGUCCUUGCAUAUUUAUGACGUGGGCUUAAAAGCAGUAGUCAUAUAAUUUACCAAAAACGUUGACUAGCUUUGAAACGUUUAAUAUUGUAUAGAUUUAAUACAUAUAAUUAUACAAAUUAUUGAAAAUGUUGAAUAGAUAACUGUUAUCUAUUUUUCAGUUUUUCUUCUUUUUCUUUUCUAUUCUAUUUGUACAACAGUUUUGAUAUUACUUAAUAUAUGUACGGUAUAAUAAUCUUUUACCAUAAAAGAUUGAAUAUUUCAACUCAUUUUGAAUUUAGUUAAUUAAUUUUAGAAGUAUGAAUUUUUAAAUAUUAUACUAUACUUUAACUUGUAUACUAUAAAACAUAUUUUAAAUAUUUAUUAUUUACAGUUUGAUCAUAUACUUUUUUUUUUUAGAAAACAAUCGUGAAAAAUAAUUUCCAAUUAAUCAUAAAUAAAAUGGUUA